Pocillopora meandrina is the source of this 6360-nucleotide messenger RNA. Lineage: Eukaryota; Metazoa; Cnidaria; Anthozoa; Scleractinia; Pocilloporidae. The record is from the annotation of a GenBank genome assembly.
AUGAAUCCCAGCACUACUGGCAAUCCGAACUAUCCCGUGGCGUCUCUGUACGUCGGUGAUUUGGCAGCUGAUGUCACUGAAGCUAUGCUGUUCGAGAAAUUCAGCACAGUCGGUCCUGUUUUAUCCAUCCGAGUUUGCCGUGAUAUCGUUACCCGUCGUUCGCUUGGUUAUGCUUACGUGAAUUUUCAACAACCGGCUGCUGGUGAGAAUGAAACUUGAUUUAGGUUUUCUAAGUUGAAAUCGGAUGUUUGACAUCCAUGUACGCGAAAUUUAGUUUUUAAUUUGAUCGUCUGUUCAUUCCGUAGCGGAGAGAGCCUUAGAUACCAUGAAUUUUGAUCCGAUCAAGGGACGACCUUGUCGAAUCAUGUGGUCUCAGCGCGAUCCUUCUCUUCGCAAAUCUGGUGUCGGAAACAUUUUCAUCAAGAAUCUUGACAAGAGUAUCGAUAACAAGGCUCUUUAUGACACCUUCAGUGCUUUCGGAAACAUCCUCUCUUGUAAGAUUGCCAACGGAGAAGACGGAAACUCAAAGGGUUAUGGCUUUGUACAUUUUGACGACGAGGAUGCUGCCGAGAAUGCAAUUGCUAAAGUUAAUGGCAUGUUGCUUAAUGACAAGAAAGUGUAAGUAAAUCUGUUCGAUCUUUAUUUUCGUUUUCACAGCCAUUGCCAUCAAGUUUUACUCAUACAUAAAUAUAAAGCACAGUUUACAGCAAACCAUAAGUACACAGAUCAACGAAACAUUGGGCAAACCUUCGAGAAAUUAAUUUUGACUUUUUUUGUUGGUUUCAUGACGGAGAUAACACGUUAUCUUUAAAAUAAUAGGUAUUCAAGGUAUUGAAGUGUAGCAUGGUCAAGAAGAACUAGUACACCUUUUUAUUUGUACUUUUUAGCACUUAUUCAAGGGUUUGAAACAAUGAAACUUGCGGUUGUUAGGGUUGUUCAAAGACUAGUUAUUGUCAUGAUACAAGUGAAAUUUAAACAAUGGCUUCCUCACAACUCGUGGUGGGUGGAGAAAUCCGGUUAUUGCGAAAGAGGCAUCUCAACAAGAUACAUGGAAUACCAAGUUUACAAAUGUAGCUUGCGUUAAUCACAUUUCCCAUAGCUUGUGAACUAAGAAUAAUCCUGUUCAUUACCAAAGUUGUUAUCAGUUCAACUCCACCCCAUGUUCUUUUUAUUAUAUCUGAGGGUGGGUGUCUAUCAUCUACGAGAAGUAUGUCCUGACUGAUUUUUCUAAGUUUGGUUUUUAUUAAACAGCUACUCUGCAAUUUUGUAGAUUUAAAAAUAAUAUGGCUGUGGGCUCGUGAAGUUCCUAGGACUUUUAAGAACAAGGGCCAUGACCAGUAUGUCAAGAUCACUUCUGAUGCAGUCAUAAGUUAACAACAAGCUUUGUAAUUACCGAUUUAAUCUUACAACCAGGGCAGAUUUUUUCAAGACAUGUUCAUUUUUAAACAAUUUUUCUCUGACUGAUUGAUAGUGAGGAAAUAGAUAGAAUAUUGCAAUGCAAUGUAAUUUUGUCUUUAACUGGAUAUCUUGAUCUAAGACAUUAGUAUUCACCAAAAAAUUCAGGUCUUCUUGUGUUGCCCUGAGCUCAUAUAAGUACCCAAACUACAAUGAAGGGGGCAAAGUAAUUGUUUUAUUUUAAAUGUAAAUUUCCCAAUUCUAGUUUUGCCACCAAAUGGAUGUCCCGAAGAGAGCGUCUAGAAAAACUAGGAAACCAACCAAAGAAGUUCACCAAUGUAUACGUCAAGAAUUUUGGUGAAGACAUGACUGAUGAGGGGUUCAAAGAGCUCGUUGAUGAAUUUGGAAAAAUUCUGAGUCUCAAGGUGGUUAUUAAUGAUCAGGGACGUUCCAAGGGAUUUGGUUUUGUCUCCUUCGAAACACCAGAAGAAGCUCAAGCAGUAAGUGAUCCGUUGACGCUUGUUAGCUCAUUUGCAGGCUUUUAGACAUGUAGCCAGCCAUCUUAUGGAUGGCCACUUUCUUGGAGAAUAUCAAAUAAGUGGAGAUCUUAGUGACUUUCAGUCAUUUAUUUCAUAAUAUUUUAAUUGAGGGAAAAACUAGUAAAUACAACUGACUCUCUCACUAUUGGAAAAAGGGGUCAAAUUUCAAUCAAAUUUAGGGGGUUUUUUGCAGAGAAAACAAUAUAUUUUGCAUUCAAGUAUGAUAUUAAAAAUCAUGAUCGUGGACAAGUUUAUCAGGGGAGACAAGCCCCUAGAAAAAUCAGGAUGGAAACUUUUUGAAUCCGCCUACUUAAAUGACUACUUUGUUCAGGUCCCUUUAGUUUUGAAAAGGGAGAUAUAGUGCAUUUUGUCAACACUUAUUGGUUGGAGCAAUGCAUCUGUUGGAUAGUGUUAUUUGUUUGAUCAAAGAGAUGAAUAUGGGUAAACAUGCUGGGAUAUUCAUCAGCAGGUGACAUCUAUCCCUAGAGGCAAACAGUUUUCCUAGAGAAAAGCAUGCUUCUGACAUUGUUUUUGAUAAUUCUUCAAAUAUUUUUUUCUAGCUUGGCAAAGUAUUUACCUCGAGCAAUUCUGUGAAAAAUGCUUACAGCUAAGUGCAAGUUUCGUGGGUGGUGCCUUGUUCAGGUCCCAGUAGUUUGAAAAGGGAGAUAGUGCUGUCCAACAUAUAAAAAUUGCUAUUUGUUUGAUAAGAGAUGAAUAUGGGUAGUACCCUAUCCACCAGGUAGAGAUUUACCUAGUGCAUAGGGUCAUCCACACCUUUAGCUGUUCCAGUAUUAGCCACUUGGCUUUAGUGCGGGCUUUUCAUGUGAUGACUAUGUAUAACUAAGCAUCCACUCUUCACAAUUUGCAGUGUGUUGAUAAACUUAAUGGAAAAGACUGGAAUGGACAAAAGCUUUAUGCAGCUAGAGCACAGAAAAGAGCUGAAAGACAGAUGGAUUUGAAGUCUCAGUUUGAGAAGAGGAAGAUUGAGCGUAUCAAUCGUUAUCAGGGUGUCAACUUGUACGUGAAGAACUUGGAUGACACCAUUGAUGAUGUGCGCCUUCGUGAGGAAUUUACUCCAUAUGGAACCAUCACCAGUGCUAAAGUAAUGAUGGAUGAGAAGAACAAUUCCAGGGGUAAGUUGCUGUAUCAUGCUCAGGUCUCUAGAGAUAAAAGACAGUGACAUUAAUGUUUCUGUUUUUUGGGGUUUGGGUUAUUGUAGACAGUUGACCUAACUGAAAAGUAGUUUCAUUUCUAAAUUCAUCUGGUCUAAAGAGUGUCUUUAAAAAGUUCUGUUAGUGGACUUAUUUACUUGAUUGUUGUACACAGUUCAAGGCCAAUUUUCCUUCUCCCUUUUGUCUUAGCUUUAUCAUUCACCAUCAUUCACCUUUGUUGAACACAAAAUGUAUUUGUUGGUAUCAAAAUUCAAUCUGGAUAAGGGUUUAUGGUCAUUUCAAUGUUGUGUGCCAAGCAAUGUCUCAACUUUGAUUUUUGGUCAUUAUUCCUAGGUAAUCAAUGUUUGACACUUGUUUUUUCUCAUUACAGGGUUUGGUUUUGUGUGUUUCUCUGCUCCUGAAGAGGCCACCAAAGCUGUAACUGAGAUGAAUGGAAGGAUUCUAGUAUCCAAGCCUUUGUAUGUAGCCCUUGCCCAGCGCAAGGAGGAGCGGAAGGCUCAACUUGCAGCGCAGCAUAUGCAACGUAUUGCUGGUUUGAGAAUGCAACAGGUAUGGUAUGACAAAGUGACUAAGUACUUUCUAUCUGUUGUUUAGUAGAGGUUCCUUCAUGUGAGCCCAGGCAAUCUUGGUGUGUAUUAAGGUUCUGGGUUGCAUCACCAGUCUUUUUCCUUUGUAAGAUUUUAAUGAGUUGAUAUAAGAAGACUUUUCAGCUGGUCUUUGAAAUCUUGCAUUUUUUGAGAGGUAUUUUUUGAUCAGACUAAAAGAUUCCCUGAACAAUGAAGCUUGUUUACUGGAACAAAAGUAGAAAGAAGGUACCCAGGUCAUCUUGACAACCAGACUGAAAUUUUCCUUUGAAUUUUUAUCUCAGGAAAGUUUUCAAUUUAAAGGAAGAAAUAGCUUGUCCAGCUUGGUGGGCCAGCUAAACUCCCACUCUUGUUGUGGAAAAUGUGAAUGAGUUAUGGUUCUGAAAAGUAUCUUAAGAGUUAAGAUUACCAGUCACUGACUCUUACCUUCUCAAGUCCUCUAAACCUUGACUUGAAUAAGUUAGGAGUCUUUACCACAGGCUCCAUUUUAUUUUUACGUAUUUUCCUAUAUAAACAAUAGUUAAGUGCAAGGACUGAUGUCUGAUCAUGUCCAAGGGAAGUGUGGUUCACUGCCCAGCGGUUUAUUGUUACACCCUUGUCAUUUCUGGGUGUGGACAAUUGAUAAUGGGCAGAAAGUUUGCCUGUGCUUCUGCGAUAGAUUGCUAUGUAAACCUGGCACUCUGUUAGUCCAAUUGCAGGAAAAUUGUCUUAAACGUAAUUGUUUGGUUAUUGUCUAAGCUGUCAUAUCUGGGCCUUGUUCUCAGCAUGGCUACAUGUUUCUGAUUCAUGGAACUGUCAUUGUUAACUUCCACUUGUGCUUUGGAAACAUCAUUAACUCUUUUUUUAAGAGCCACUUUAGCUUGGAUGAUCAGACAACAUGAUGAUCUGUUUCUCCUGCAUAUAGACUGUAUCUGGUUUAGUUUUGUUCAUAUAAUCUCUCUUUCUAUGCAGGCGGCUGGUCAGCAGGUUGGACAGGUUUUUCCUCAAGCAGGAGCAUUUUACAUGCAGCCUUUGGCUCAGGUAAUGAGACUUGGCAUAAUGCAAGUGAAUAACAGGCUGUCUUGUCUUGAUAUUGUUGAGAUGGUAAUUUGGAGGGGAGCAUGGAACAGGGACCUGAGUGAUGUUUCAUAAAACCAAAUACAAGACAAUUGGAAAACAAAAGAAAUGUCAGAAGUCACUGGUUUUUUUUUUUGUUUUUUUUUUUUUCUUUUCAAGCACUCUUUCAUUUGAUAGUUGCAUUAAUUUCAAAGGCUUAAGACUAAAAGAUGAAGAGAAGGAUUUUUUAUCAUUCUGAACCACAGAAUGCUUUAGUUAGGAGAAGUACCCAGUAGAUUUUAAAGGAGCUGGCUGGCUUAACCCUUAAUUUCCCCAAGGUAGUGAAAUGUAACUUCAAACAACGUUAACACAUUAUCCAGAAAAAAACAAUCAUUUGUACUUGCAAACUUAUCAGCAAGAGCAUGUUACCUUGGUAUGACACUUCAUGCACAAAAAGUAAGACUGGUAGAAGGGAGAAUUGCUAAUUAGACAUUAGAAUAUCAGUUUAGGAAGACUUUGAUUUAAUGAUAAAAAAGAUGCUAAUGUGAAUGUUUUUUCUUUCUUUUUUUUUUCUCACCAAAGGCUGGGCAGCGCCCCUUCUUUCCACCACAAAUGCAACAAGUACGCCCUCGAUGGCAGCCAAUGCAGCCACAGCAGCAAGUGCGACAGCCUGGGAUGCAAGGAAUGCCAGGAGCAGGACAGGUUCCACGUGCCAGAGGCAUCCGUCAGGUUCCACCCAGAGGAGUGCCUGGCCAGCAGCAGACUGCAGGGGCUGGAGGGCCCAACCAGCGUGUGGGAGGAGGCAUGGGCCAAGCACAGCAGGUACGUGGUCCUGGCAUGCAGGGUCAGGGCCAGAGACCUACCUACAAGUUCCAGCAGAAUGUUCGUAACCAGCCAGCUCAGGGACACCCUGCAGGAGUGGCCAUGCAACCACAUGAUCAGGUUCAACAGCCCAUCACUAUCCCAGUGAGUAUCUUGUUUAAAUGUUUUUUCCUUAUCAAGUCUUCAACUUGGGGUAAUAAUCUUUUAGAAGAAAACAUUGAUGUCUCACUGUUGAUUUUUCAAAGCUUAAAGGGUAAAAUUGUUUUUUUUCUCUUUGUGGAGGAAAGAUAUUGAAGGCCGAGAUGAGGAAAAAUUUUGAGAGAAAUAGGUCGUUUAAUUGCUCCCCUGUACUUAACAAUUUUUUAUCCAGCAUUAACUGUACAAUGUUCAAAUGCCCUUGGGUUUGGGUUUCUUCUCCUUUUUUUAUAUACUAAGUUGUAUGUACCAUCACUUCUCUUAGUUGGAUUUAAUUUAACUUGUGUUUACUGAUUUACAAACUAUCGUGUAUAUGUUAUUUAUUGAUUAUUUGGACCCUUCUCUUUUUAGGGACAAAACUCCAUUGAUCCGAGCCAGCUUGCUGCAGCCUCCGCUCAGGACCAGAAACAGAUGUUAGGAGAGCAUUUGUUCCCACUGAUCCAGCUCACCCACCCUGACCAAGCUGGAAAGAUCACUGGCAUGUUGCUGGAGAUUGAUAAUGCUGAGUUGCUGCAUAUGUUAGAUUCACGGGAGGCACUGUCCGCCAAGAUUCAAGAGGCAGUGUCCGUGUUGCGUGCCCAUAAUGCCAAGGAAAAGUCCACCGAGAUGAAGAACUGA